UAUGUAACAACAUUAUCUUGAUCUUACUAAUCCUGCCAAUGUUUCUCCAUCAGCAAAUGCAGCUGCAGGAACUACUAAUAGAAGUACUUUAGAUGAAGAUUGGUUGUUGAUUGCUGGUAUUGUACUAGCAUUUUCUUAAUUGGGAUUUGGAUUUUUGGAGGCUGGAUCUGUUAGAUAUAAGAAUGCCUAAUCAAUAGUUAUAAAGGUAUUUCUUGGAAUGUGUUUAACAGUAUUAAUAUAUUGGUUGGUAAAAUGAUGUUUUAAUAAUUCAAAAUAGUUUGGGUAUGGAUUUUCUUAUGGUGAUGAUUUUGGAACAUAUUUUAUGGGAGGUACAAAACUUGGAGCAUACAAUUGGGCAGCAACAGAAGCAUAAAAUGAUUAUUCAAAUUUUGGUAGUUAAUUUUAAUAAUAAUAUUAGUGUUCAAAGCAACAUUAUCAUGUAUAGGAGUAUCAAUAGUAUCUGGUGGAGCAGCUGAAAGAUUAACAUUUUUAGCCUGGGGUGUUUUGGCUCUCUUUUAUUCAGGAUUUGUAUCUCCAGCAAUAGUUCAUUGGACUAAUGCUAAUGGAUGGUUAACUAAAUUAGGAUAUAAAGACUUGGCAGGAUCUGGAUUUAUAUUCUAUUCAGCUGGUGUUGCUGCUUUAGUAGUGACAGUAGUAUCUAAACCAAGAAAAUAUAGAUUUGAUACAAAUUCUACUUUAAAUUUUUAACCAUUCAGUUCAAUAUAUGUGGCAUUUGGAACAGUAAUACUUUUUGCUACUUGGAUGUUCAUAAAUGGUGGUUAAAUUUAAUCUGGUUCAUCUACUCCAUAUGUUUAAGGAUUAGUAGCAGUUAAUACUUUAAUAGCUGGAGCUGCAGGUGGAUUUUGGAGUUUUGUUAUAAGAUAUUUGACAAAAGAAACAACAAGUUUAUUUUCAAUUUCUAGAGGAAUAUUGGCUGGAUUGGUGGCAAGUUCAGCUGCUGCUCAUGAAUCUUAGAUUUGGGCUACUUCUAUUGUUGCUUCAAUUGCUGGCAUUGUUUAUACAUUAACAGCUACAGCUUUACCUAAAUUUAAAUUAGAUGAUCCAGUCUAAAUUGUACCUAUUUUCUUGGUAUUUAAUUAAUUUAAUCUUAGCAUGGUGGAUUUAUUGGUGUCUUUUUUACUGGAUUAUUAGAUGUAAAUGGUGGAUUAUUUUAUGGAAAAGGAAUGAAAUUAGUAGGUUGUUAAUUAUUAGGAUUAUUAAUUAUCACAGUUUGGGUUGCCUUUUUUGUUUUCUUCAUCUUAAUAGUUCUCAAAGGAUUUGCUGUUUUGAGAAUUGAUUCAGAUGCUGAAGUAGCUGGCAUUGAUAAAGAAAAAUGUAUUUUUUAAUUAAUAUUUAUUAGGUAAUUAUGAAGCCAUUUCAUUUUCUAAUGAAGAUCCAUAAUAAGUCAACAUUAUAAAAUCAGUAUCACAUUGAUUCAUUUAUAUAUUAAUAUUCAUAUUUUAAAUGUAUUAAUAAUAAUUUGUAAAACCUCCCAAACAGAUUAAGAGUAAGGCUUUUAAAGACAGACUUAAAGGACAUAAAGAUGCUAUAAUUACAUUGAUUAGUCCUUAUGGAAAUAAUGGCAAUUAUCUUUAUUCAGCUUCUAGAGAUGGAAAUGUUAAAAGUAUUUAUAUAACUACUUAAGGUUGGGAUCUAUUAAAUAGAUAAAUUGCAUCCAAAUUUCUGAUAUCCAAAAUAUCAGAUGAUAUUACAGUAUAAGAUUAAGAUGAAAAUCAAUAAACUAUGAAAGGAAAUAUCAUAUGUGCAGCAACAUUUUCUGAAUUCAAUAUCUAUGUUGGAUAUGAUGAUGGUUUCAUCAAAUCUAAUAAUAUUAAAACUGGAGAGUCAGUCUAUGCUUAUCAAGGACAUAAGGCUUAAAUCACAUCUAUUCAUUUCUUAAAUAUUAGAUAAUUGGCAUCUAGCUCUUUAGAUGGUACUGUGAGAUUAUGGGAUACCACUAGCAAUGAAUGUGAAGUUAUCUUUAACAUAGGAUAUCCAAUCAAUUUGAUGAAUGUCAUCUUUGACAAGGAAAUUAAUUUAUUAUAUGGCAAAAAUACUAUAGUCUAAAUAGAUCCUUAUAAAUAAUCUAUUGUUAGAAGUGUUCAAUUCCCUAAUUUUACUAUUAUGUCAUAUUUAGUACAUAAGACCCUUUUGAUUCUUGGUACUAUUGAUAAUUUUAUGCACAUUUAUGAAAUCCAAUAAUUAGAUUAACCUAAUCCAUAACCUAUUAAAGUAAUUGUUGGUUUACAUGGAUGGGCUUUAUGUAUGUUGGUUCAUGAUCCAUAUUUGUAUGUUGGAACUGAUGAUAAAAAAAUCAAAGUUUAUGAAAUGAAAACUUGGGAAUUAAAAGAAGAGUUUUCAGGACAUAUUGAUGGAGUUACUACUUUGGCAUUAGCUAAUGGACUCCUUUAUUCUGGUUCAUAUGAUCAUCUAAUCAGAUCUUGGGAUCUUGAAGAAAUGUAUUAAAGAAUAAGAGAAAGAGCCAUAAUGUAAAAGGAAGAUUUAAAUGUAACUAUAUUUAAUAAAUAAAUAGAGUAGACGAUAUGAUGUUUAUUUAAAGAGUUUGCCAAAAAAAAAAAAAGGAUUGCCAAAGAAAAAAAAGUGA
Paramecium pentaurelia is the source of this 2605-nucleotide messenger RNA. The record is from the annotation of a GenBank genome assembly. NCBI's taxonomy places the organism in Eukaryota, Ciliophora, Oligohymenophorea, Peniculida, Parameciidae.